GUUGUGUUUGUAAUUCAUGUAUUCAAAUAAUACACUUAUUGUGAAUAAAUGUUUGCUUACUUAUUACUAUUACUAUAUUAGUGAAAAAUAUUAUUCCCAACUGUGACAACCUCCAGAAUAUGGCCAGGAUAACUCAUGCGAUAUUUGACAUGGGUGGUACUCUAGUGGACAUGGAUCUUAUAGCUGAUCUAUUGAGUGAUUGGGCUAAAAGUAACGGCAAACACACGACUGAUGACAUUAAAAGCUAUAUCCGUGAAAUGGAUUCAUUGAAAGACUUAUUUUACAAAUUCUUUGAUUCAAUACAUGUAUACUCGGAUUCCGUGCGAAACGAUUGCAUCAAACAAUUACUUCGACUCAUACUAUAUAAGGGCCUAAAACUGAGUGCCGGCGCCGACCGACUGGUCAAACACCUGCACUACAACGACAUACCCAUGGCUAUCGUGAGCAGUGGCUACCGGCGCGAGUUUGACCUCUUCGGGCAAAAGUUUGGCACAUAUUUCGACAAAUUCUUCGCACAUUCAGUCUGCGGAUCGGAUGAUCCGGAAGUCAUAUUCAAUAAACCGAAACCCGAUCUCUAUAUGGUUUGCGCCAAACGGUUCCCAAAACCACCUAAAAGUAUGGCUAAUGUCGUGGUGUUUGAGGACUCCCUGUCCGGUAUAUCCGGUGCCGUGGGCGCCGGUAUGCAAACGGUGCUCAUUAAUGAUAGAAAAUAUGGAGAUUUUCAGUCCAUUUCAGAGAGGAUUACAUUAAUUAUCGAC
Messenger RNA from Oppiella nova, 758 nucleotides. Lineage: Eukaryota; Metazoa; Arthropoda; Arachnida; Sarcoptiformes; Oppiidae. The record is from the annotation of a GenBank genome assembly.